AUGACGAUUUCCUACAGUGGAAAUGUGAUCCGUUUGCUGUUACGGUGGAAAGGAUCUAUUUGGAGAACAGUCUGGAGAGAGCUUCUCAUUUAUCUAUUCUUCUUCUAUUCAAUUCGCCUGUUCUACCUGAAGGGAAUAGAUUUCAUUGAUGACGAUGACGACGACAGAAACAAAAUUCGGCGAAUGUUUGAAUCAUUCUGUCGACAGUGUGAUUCAUAUACUCGUUUGAUUCCUCUCACAUUCCUUCUUGGAUUCUAUGUAUCCAACGUUGUUGCUCGUUGGUGGCGUCAAUUUGAAACCCUUUACUGGCCAGAAGACAUUUUGUCCGUUCUCUGUACCGUACUCCAUCAGCAUGAUGAUAAAAGUAAACGGAGACGACAUACAAUUGCCAGAUAUCUUAAUCUUUCGAAUGCAUUGGCUUGGCGCGACAUUUCAUCAAAAAUCCGUCUUCGUUUCCCAACCGUUCACAGUUUGAUAGAGGGAGGACUUUUGACUGAGAAGGAAUAUCAAAUUCUGGAAACGAUGCAUACAGAGAACGAAUCCAGUCGCUGGAUGACACCUCUUCAUUGGAUCCAACAGAUUAUGAGACAAGUAGAAGACGAAACCAAGCCAACAGCUUCGCUCCUUAACCAGUUUGUUGCUGAACUCCGGAUCUUCCGGCAAUCGCUUCGCAAAUUGUACUCAUACGAUUGGGUUUGUGUUCCACUUGUGUACACUCAAGUGGCAGCUCUUGCCACGUAUUCAUUCUUCUUCUUCUCACUCUUUGGACGUCAACCGCUGCUCCCCGAAAUUGAAUCAGGAAAAGAAAUCGAUCUGAAGGUUCCGAUUUUCACUAUAGUCCAGUUUCUAUUCUUUGUCGGAUGGUUCAAGGUUGGUCAAGAUUUGAUGCGGCCGUUCGGUUUGGAUGAUGAUGAUAUCGAGUUGAACUACAUUUUGGAUAGAAACGUUCGCAUUUCAUUUGCCAUUGUCAAUCAUCUUCAGGAAGCUCCAAUUCCUGAUUUUGAAAACGACGACGACAAGAUGUGGGAAGAAAUGCACCCGCCUGUCAAGGAUGGAGAAACUUCACCUUCAUUACGCAUACCACAACUUCCGCACUCGAAAUACUCAAGCCAACUUUCCGAGCAUCCACCACGUCUUCAUGCCUACGUUCCUAUAGACGAUGACAGAACAAGUAUCAAGGAUAUGGAGAGCCAUCACGGAUGUAUUUCAGUCAAAAAGGACAAGAAGCAUCUGAAUUGGUAG
Caenorhabditis briggsae is the source of this 1242-nucleotide messenger RNA. NCBI's taxonomy places the organism in Eukaryota, Metazoa, Nematoda, Chromadorea, Rhabditida, Rhabditidae. The transcript is spliced from 7 exons. Gene Ontology annotation, molecular function: chloride channel activity. Bases 1 to 1242 code for a protein of 413 amino acids. The record is from RefSeq and is a predicted model, not a curated record.